Messenger RNA from Closterium sp. NIES-65, 1542 nucleotides. Lineage: Eukaryota; Viridiplantae; Streptophyta; Zygnematophyceae; Desmidiales; Closteriaceae. The record is from the annotation of a GenBank genome assembly.
AUGCGAAUACUCCGCAAAACUUUGGCCGUGGCGCCCAUGAUUCCCACCAUGACCUACACGAGGAUCACCCAGCAGAGCAACGGCUCUCACGACACCAUCCUCUUCAACCGCCCCUGCCCCGCCUUCCGCUGCAACGCACGCUACUGCUCGAGAAUUCUCAAGAAAACCCUUAUGGCGGUUUCAUUUCCUCCCACCCCUCCAUCCCUCCCCACCCUAUCCCGCGAGCCCCCAUACCCCCCCUCCCUGCACUCCCCACAUCCCUCCCUCGUGCCUCUCCCCCCUCCCUGCACUCCCCACAUCCCUCCCUCGUGCCUCUCCCCCGUUCGUGCAGCAGGGCAACAACACCGUCAUUCGCAUCCGAUAUGGAACUACGGUCGCCGUGAGGAUGAUCGCUCACGGCGCGAACGCUCACGUGAGCGCGGGCGGUCGUUGGAGAGGUCACCGCGGAGGCCUGAGCGCUCGCCACGGAGGCCGGCCUUUCGCGCAGAUCUGGUCCCUCUCGCGCCAGAUCGCCGAGGAGAAGGUGCAGAGCGAGAAGGAAGAGGCGGAUUCGAGUCCGUCGGGAUGGGAAGUGACCCGUGGCGGACGGAUGCACGACACGGAGCUGGUGGCGAUCAUGGGCAUCGCCAGGACACGGGAGCGUAUCGCUCGCCGGAAGAGGGUUACCGCCGUCGCGAAGAUCGGAGUCGCGGGCGUGGCCUGGAGGAAUUUUUCUCUGGUCGGCAGGGAGACCUCGAUGUUGACGGAGAGGACGAGGCCGACACGGCGAAUAAGGCGCAGGAAACGAAUCGCGAAGGCGAGGCGAAGGGCGAUGACGAAGCCCAGGAAGAAGGCGCAGGCGAGCAGCGCGAAAUGCCCGCUGGAGUCAAGGAGGCCGAUUCGACGCAGGCGGGCGCGGCGGCGGAGCCAAGCGCGGCGAAACCGGACGGGACGAAUGGUGCGUGGAACCAGCCGCGUGGCGAAGAGAAGAACGACGGCGGGAGGCGUAGCAGUGGCCCGCGCUCACCGAAUCCGCGUCAGCACCGUGACGAGAAACGCGGAGGCGAGGGGCGCGUGCCCGAUCUGCGGCAGCACCGUGACGUGGGGCGCGGCGACGGCGCGCUCGCAUCAGGCCAGCGACAGCAUCGCGAUGGGGGGCACGCUGGCGGCGCGCGCUCGCCAGAUCCGCGGCCGCAGCAUGACGAGAGGCGCGAAGGCGGCUACCGCUCGCCUGAUCCGCGGUCGCUGCAUGAGGAGAGGCGCGGAAGCAGUUACCGCUCGCCAGAUCCGCGACAGCGCCACGCGAAGGUGGCUAUCGCUCGCCUGACACGCGAUGGUACCAUGGAGGGAGGUGGGGAGGUGAGGCGCGCUCGCCAGAUUGGCGUCAGCGACACGAGGAAAGCCAGGGAGGCAGAUACCGCUCGCCGUCGCGGCAGCGGAGCAGGGAUGGAAGGCAGGGCGCUGGGUCUCGCUCGCCUGGGCGGUAUCGGCAGCGUGACGAAAGACGUGCCGGUGAAGGAGGACAGGAUCAACGCGGCAGCAGAGUGGGAGGCAGCGGGCUGA